Molecule: messenger RNA, 765 nt
Organism: Rotaria sordida
Lineage: Eukaryota; Metazoa; Rotifera; Eurotatoria; Philodinida; Philodinidae
Source: the annotation of a GenBank genome assembly
AUGCGUCGUGGUGUUGGUAUUAGUGGAAUUAAUCAACAAUUACUUGAAAAAGCGAAAUUCAAUGAAAAAGGUUCAGAACUUGCACGUGAUCAUUUAGAUAAGCUUGCUAAACAAUUUGAAACAUUUCGUGAUAAUUUGGAAAGUUUUGCUGAAAAACAUAAAAAUGAAAUAAAAAAAGAUAUUGCAUUUCGACGACAAUUUCAAGAAAUGUGUGCAACUGUUGGUGUUGAUCCACUUGCAUCAAGUAAAGGUUUUUGGUCACAAGCUCUUGGUGUUGGUGAUUUUUAUUAUGAAUUAACUGUUCAAAUUGUUGAAGUAUGUGUUGCAACAAGUUCACAAAAUGGUGGUCUUAUUUCACUUGAUGAACUUUUAUUACGUGUACGAAAAGCACGUGGAAAAUCUCGUUCAGCACAAGAUGUUUCACAUGAUGAUAUUUUACGUGCAAUUAAAAAAUUACGUAUACUUGGUGAUGGUUUUACUGUUAUUGAACCAGCAAAUAAUCAAGGACGUAUACUUAUACAAUCAAUUCCAGGUGAAUUAAGUAUGGAUCAUACAGCUAUAUUAAAUUCACUUCAAACACGUUCAAGUUUUACUGUUGAACAAUUACGUGAACAAUUUAAAUGGUCAGAUGAACGAAUAAAAACAGCUAUUGAUUUUAUGAUUAAAGAAGGUCUUUUAUGGAUUGAUAAUAAUGGACGAAAUAUAGAAUAUUAUUUUCCUGGUUUAUUUACUGCACAACGUGUAAUAGCUGGUGAAAGUGUUUAA